This is a messenger RNA of Ostertagia ostertagi, 429 nucleotides long. Lineage: Eukaryota; Metazoa; Nematoda; Chromadorea; Rhabditida; Trichostrongylidae. The record is from the annotation of a GenBank genome assembly.
AUGCUCAUCUUGGGAUUAAAGGGUCCUCCGUGGAAAAGUGUUCAAGAACACGGUAGAUGCAAUUUGGCCGCCUGCCAACCGGCAUUGCGAUUGGAGCAACCUAGUAUGCGGAUAACUCCUGUCCUUGGCUUACGUCGAAUCAUCAACAGUGCCUACCAUCCAUUUCAGACUAUUCCAAAGCCGGACCGAUGGCAUACUCGGGAGCGUCUCAGUCGUUUCACAGCUUGGCAGUAUGCAGGCGUGCGGACUUGUUACAAACAUGGAACUAUUAAACUGAACAAGUUGUUUUGGUACCUUGAUAUGCAACGACAAGACGAGAAAAGGCUGGAGCUGUUUGUAAGUCAUUCUACUGAAAUCGCGGAGCAUUUAGUCAUGAAUACAGCUCAAAGGGCCGGAUCAGAGUGGCUCAGACGUAGAUCUAAGUUGGAG